Sorex fumeus (smoky shrew) is the source of this 252-nucleotide messenger RNA. Its product is annotated as mammaglobin-B-like. The record is from RefSeq and is a predicted model, not a curated record. NCBI's taxonomy places the organism in Eukaryota, Metazoa, Chordata, Mammalia, Eulipotyphla, Soricidae. The coding region runs from base 1 to 252 and encodes 83 amino acids. Gene Ontology annotation, biological process: androgen receptor signaling pathway. The transcript has 2 exons.
AUGAAGCUGCUGACAGUCCUCAUGCUCACGGCGCUCCCCCUUUUCUGCUAUGCAGGUUAUGGGUGUCUUGUACUUGAGGAGGUAGUUGAGAAAACAGUAGAUGGGUCCAUGACCUUAGAUGCCUACAUUGACUUUGUUCGAGAAUUCCUGGAGGACGAAGACAUUGAAAAUGCUAUAAGGAGCAUGAAGACAUGUUUUAAUCAACAGUCACUAGAAACUCUGGACAACUAUAGAAUGAUGAUGGUAACUUGA